Moneuplotes crassus is the source of this 1146-nucleotide messenger RNA. The record is from the annotation of a GenBank genome assembly. Lineage: Eukaryota; Ciliophora; Spirotrichea; Euplotida; Euplotidae.
AUGGAAACAAAAAGCUUCUCAGACCAAAAACUUUCAUUAGAUAGGAAGGAAGAGCUAUUAGAAGAUGCUAGAAAUUGGAAACCAACUCAGGAGACAGGAGACUAUAGGAAAGAAGGUGCCAGUAGUGGAGGAGGCUUUGCUCUCAGAGAUAAAGCACUUGUCAGCAAACUUCGUAGUGCUGGAUGGGAGGCUAUUAAAAGGAUUGGUAAACAACUCCUUGGAGGUAGACUUAACCUUAUUGGGAUUGCUUUUCCAUUCAAAUGUGCUGCUGAUUAUUCAAUGCUUGAAGCAUUAGCUGGAAUGGCAAGGGUGAAUCCUUACAUUAUGAAUGCGGCUGCUCUAACUGAAGAUCCAAUUGAAAGAAUUAAACUUUUGCUCACUGCUUCUGUUUCACAUAUGGAGGUUUGUAACACCUUUGAGAAGCCUUUGAAUCCAGUUAUGGGUGAAACAUACCAUGCUUAUCUUGAGGAUGGAACCCAGAUCUUCUGUGAGCAAACCUGCCAUCAUCCUCCGAUUUCUCACAUUUUGAUUGAAGGACCAGACAACCUUUAUGAAUUCUCAAUGUACACUGGUUACAGUGCUAAAGCUGGAUGGAACUCUGUUAAAGUAAAUGUAAUUGGAAACAAAACGAUCAAAUUCAAAGACGGUACUUCAAUCACAUGGAACAACAUGGAAGACCAAAUUAAUAGCACUCUGUAUGGAACUAUGGUUAGACAAGUCAUUGGCCGUCAAGAUUAUAAAGAUGAGAAAAAUCAUAUUACUGCCUACAUUGAAACAGGUGCUAAGAAAGUGCAGGAUUACUUGAAAGGAAAUAUCUGCCAGUAUGGACAAGAAAUAUACACCAUCAAUGGAAACUACAAUGGGUACCUUGAAUUCAAUGGAGAAAGGUAUUGGGACAUUAGAGAAACAAAAGUAUUCGAUAUAAUACCAUCUCCUGCCUCAUCCACUCUUCCUUCUGAUUCUCGUUGCCGUAUUGACCUCAUUGCAUGCAAAGCAGAAGACAAAGACAGUGAUAUCCCUCAAGAUAAGAAAGAUGAAUUAGAAGAUCUUCAGAGACACGACGCCAAGCUCAGGAAGGCUGUUGGAGAUUAUAGAGCUGAGAAUCCAGGGGCGAAGUUCGUAGAUAUAUCUCUUCUUAAAAUUUAG